CACAGGAACUGUGUUUCCUUGGUGUCCAUGCAGAUCCGGGAGCUUGUGCAACUAAAAUAUUUUCCUUCAGUUCUUAGAAACCAGAGAGUUGACAAGGUAACAACUCCUCCAUACUAGCUCUGUGGAGUGUAAACUUAGACACCAUGUGGAAACAGAAACAGAGGAGUCUUAUGGAUUCUUCUGCUCCUCUGAUUAUACUGCUAAUGUUGCUAAUGCUGUUGCAACUUCUGGCUGUAAUGGCAAUAGCCAGAGUGGAGAAUUUUACAAGAUCAGACUUCCCAGUUGACUUUAUCUUUGGUGCCGGCAGUUCAGCAUUUCAAGUAGAGGGGGCUGCCCGUGAAGAUGGAAGGACGCCUAGCAUUUGGGAUACCUUCGUUUAUGCCAAUAAGGGGCUUUCUCAUGGAGCCUCCGGAGACAUAGCUUGUGAUCAGUAUCACAAAUACAAGGAAGAUGUUCAACACAUGGUAGACACAGGUCUGGAGGCUUACAGAUUCUCUAUUUCCUGGUCAAGACUUAUUCCUGAUGGAAGAGGCCGUGUCAACCCCAAAGGUUUAGAAUAUUACAACAAUCUUAUUAAUGAACUCCUAAUGCAUGGAAUUCAGCCACAUGUCACGCUUUUUCACUUUGAUACCCCUCAAGUUCUUGAAGAUGAAUAUGGGGGAUGGCUCAGUCGGAAGAUAGUGAACGACUUUACCGCCUAUGCUGAUGUGUGCUUCAAGGAAUUUGGAGACAGGGUUCUGUAUUGGACUACCAUAAAUGAGGGUAAUAUAUUUUCCAUUUGUGGUUAUGAUAAUGGAAUCGGACCCCCAGGGCGCUGCUCUUUUCCAUUUGGACUGAACUGCUCUGAGGGUAAUUCCAUAACUGAGCCAUAUAUUGCUGGUCACAACAUGUUGCUGGCACAUUCAUCUGCUGUGAAGCUAUACUACAAAAAGCAUAAGGCGACUCAACGGGGUUUUGUGGGACUAAACAUCUAUGCUUCUUGGUUUUCUCCAUAUUCUAAUGCUACAGAAGAUAUAAUUGCAACUCAAAGAGCCAUUGAUUUUUACAUUGGUUGGUUUCUCCAUCCAAUGGUGUUUGGAGACUAUCCUGACAUCAUAAAGAAGAAUGCUGGCACAAAGAUUCCAGCACUUACUCCGAGUGAAUCUAGGCUACUUAAGGGCUCAUUUGACUUUAUAGGGCUGAACCAUUAUUCAACACUCUACGUCAAGGACAGUCCUAGCAGCCUUAAUAUGAAUAUCAGGGACAUAGUUGCUGAUAUGGGAUUAAGCGCUCUGGUUGAGCCAGAAGAUGCAUCAGAAAAUCAGAAUGAUGAUACAUCAUCCAGUCUAUCCGGAAUUCUGGAGUAUCUCAGGAAUGUAUAUGCCAAUCCACCUACUUAUGUCCAUGAAAAUGGUAAAGGAACUGAGCGCAAUGGAACACUAAACGACACAUCAAGGGUGAAAUAUAUGUAUUCAUAUAUCAGGACCUUGCUUGAUGCCAUAAAGUAAGCAUGUGCAACAUUGAAUUAGGGUCGCUUCAACUGCGUGUUUACUGCUAUUUGUAUGAGCUAAAUUUUACAUAUUCCCCAUGUUUUGAGAUUUCAAUUUCUUCAUUAACUAUUUCACAAAUUAUUCUGCCAAAAAUUGGUCAUCGAAGCCAUGCAGCAAGGAAUGUUCUGCUCAACUUUUUAGACUAAAUGCAUAAGGUUACUGUAUCACUGAAAUUAUUUCUGAAAUGACUUUUCUCACCAUUUUAAAUGUCGACUUUUCUGACCUCCUCUUUUUUUUUUUGAAUCUUGAAAUGUUGGGAAGAAAUGGAUCAAAUACAAAAGGGUACUUCCUCUGGUCUUUGCUAGAUGGUUUCGAGCCAAUAGGCGGCUAUACAACCAGCUUCGGCCUGUACUACGUUGAUUUGGACGACAAGCAAUUGAAAAGAUACCCAAAGCUCUCAGCACACUGGUACUCCAAUUUCCUCAAGGGAAGAACCAUCAAACCUGAUGAGAUAAAUGAAGUUGUAAAUGAAAUCUUUGUCUCUUCGACAUCGAAAGCCUCUGAUCAGUGAUGACUAGUAAAAUCCUUGCAUCAUUUCUUCUUUUUCUGAUUCUUACUUGCACGACUUCGUCUUCCCACGCCUCCGUCUUCCCACGCCUCAUUGUCUUUGAUCAUUUUGCGCUUAUGGGGUUCUCUGUUCAAGUUAUGCACAAUGUAUUUAGUAACUGUGCACGAACUGCACCAAAGGGUAGUGCUAGGAUCUGUUUUAAGUAUGCCAGUAAAUUCUAUAUGGAUUGGAUCAUUUAUUUUGAAGCAGCUUUAUAUGACAAGGGUUUCAGUUGCACUAAAA
Messenger RNA from Coffea eugenioides, 2319 nucleotides. RefSeq names its product beta-glucosidase 11-like. The transcript is spliced from 12 exons. Lineage: Eukaryota; Viridiplantae; Streptophyta; Magnoliopsida; Gentianales; Rubiaceae. Bases 144 to 1487 code for a protein of 447 amino acids. Gene Ontology annotation, biological process: carbohydrate metabolic process. The record is from RefSeq and is a predicted model, not a curated record. Gene Ontology annotation, molecular function: beta-glucosidase activity.